GGUCCUCGUUUUCUUUUGGGAGAAGAAGGUGCCGGUGUUAACCAGGCGCGUACCGCGAUGCCGUUCCCGGCCAGCCACCCCUGCGCCCUCGGUGGAGAUGACGGCAGUGCUUGAAGGCGAUGCUUUUCGCCGGGACUGCGUGGCUGGCGAGAUGGUAACGCCGAGGCGGGGAGCAGCUUCACAGCUCACUGCCCUCACCGGAGCCACCGCCUGAGCAGCGCUGUGCCCCAGCCGGGCGCCCGCAGCCUCCUGCCUCGCGUGGGGAGCAGCACGCCCGCUCCGGGGCUCCUCGGGGACCCGCCGCCCGCCGGCUUCCCUGCCGGCUUCCCUGCCGGCUUUCCUGCCGGCUUCCCUGCCGGCUUCCCUGCCGGCUUCCCUGCGCCAUCCUCGGGCGGCCCGUCCCGCGCACACGUGCCUGGCCAAGUGCCAAGAUCACAGUCAGAAGGGAGUCAUCCCAUGAAGAUUUGUUCAUGCAGCUAAGCUAACUUUCAUGGAUAAAGUUCAAAAAGAAAAGGGAAUGAAUACUGUGUACCCAGACAGCAAUAAACCUUCAGCUGCUGACCACUGACAGAAAUCUAUAGACUACCACUUUGGGAAACCUCAGCUUUAAACUCUAAAUGAGUCAACAUUUGUAUAGGUCGAGAGCUCUGUGAAGUACAGUGCUGGAAAAGGAAGACAUGCACACGCUUGGAAAAUGCUGAGCUGCUUGUGAAGCUAGAGACACUGCAUGUUUAUGACUUGGUUUUCUAAGCAAUCUCCAGAGCUUGAACGGAUUUACAGUGAUAUUUUAACAAGGCUGCUGGCAUCCAUCACUAGCUUUCACUUACUGAGAAAGCUAAAAGAUGGAAGAAUGUAAUUAUUUCCUCAUAAGCUAAGUGCUAGUGGCUGAUUGUCACGAGAACUUUGAUGCUUUAAACUUCUUCAUCUUCUGAAGGCAAACAGUCCCUCUGAUGACACCGCGAAUCUGGGAAUGAAGAACUUCUUAGAGCUGAUUGGAAAUGGCAUUGCGGAGCUGAAACUUAACUGGAGGAAAUCUAUCUCCUGAAGAAGAAAAUAUAAUGCACUGUAAGGAUCUGUCUUCUGGUGAAAAAUUCAAGCCUAGAGAAAACUUGUCCGCUUUGUUAGGAAGAAUGGGUUGGACAAUUUUCUUCAAUUCCAAAGGAUAUCUGAAUGCCAUGCUGAGCUUAAUCUCUGCAGCAUGCUCUGUGCUUCUCAUCUCUUCCUGAUGCACUGCAUGGUUAUUCUGAAGGGGAGGAUAAAGAAACUGGCCACCAAGAUGGUAAUCACAAGUGGAAAUGAAGAAGAUAAAGGCAGUCAAGAAAAGGAAAGCAAAGAAGAAACCAUCUUGGCAAUGCUUGGAAUUAUUGGGACAAUUCUGAACCUCAUUGUGAUCAUUUUUGUGUAUAUUUAUACAACGUUGUAAACUAGAAGGCAUGCAACUAGACCAGAUAAAACGGCCAUUAAGAGUGACAACAAACACUGUUGACUAUUGACAAGUUCUUUAAUCAGAAUUGACUCUGUAUUAUAUUAACACAUCAUAAAACACUGCCUGAAGGCAGCAAAGACUGAAGCACAAUUAAUUUAACAAGACUUUUUCACACAGUAAUAAGCUUAACUCUUCUCUCCUGCCCUCUCCCUUUCGGUUUGGUUUUCAGUUUGGGGGAGAAUGACUGCAGUUAUAUAAGUUGUAGCCCUAAAGAAAUCCACCAGGGAUAUGUUGUUUUAACACAAUAAAAACAAAUAAACAAACAAAAAACCCCAAACCAAACCAA
This is a messenger RNA of Vidua macroura (Pin-tailed whydah), 1772 nucleotides long. RefSeq names its product protein TUNAR. Lineage: Eukaryota; Metazoa; Chordata; Aves; Passeriformes; Viduidae. The record is from RefSeq and is a predicted model, not a curated record. The transcript is spliced from 6 exons. Bases 1199 to 1423 code for a protein of 74 amino acids.